Molecule: messenger RNA, 3227 nt
Organism: Leptopilina heterotoma
Lineage: Eukaryota; Metazoa; Arthropoda; Insecta; Hymenoptera; Figitidae
Gene: px
Exons: 8
Coding region: 432-3206 (924 amino acids)
Source: RefSeq, a predicted model, not a curated record
UGGCGCAUCAUGGGACAUGGUACAAGAUGGCGGUGGAGUGAGUUGCACUGUAGCCUUUUGUAAAUGUAUAUUUUCUACUCGCCGGAGUCGUUUAAAGAAAAUUUUAAUUUAAUUACAAUUGUCUGAUACGCGAAUCGGACUAAUUUAAACGACGCGCAUUUCAAUGUAAAUAUGAGUGUAAAGACGCGCAGCGACAAGGUGACACCCAACAAUUUGGAGUGGAGCUCGAGCACGUAUGGGAGAGACUGAAAAUUCAAGAGAGAUAAGAGCAAGAAUUUUUUAUCCCUUUUGCUUGAUUAUAAUUCCACGAUUCAUCAGCAAUGUUGUGGGCUUAUUGUGAGAAUAAAAGUGGAAGAUGUGGAUCGCAUUAAAGAAAGGAGAGAAAUAGAGGAAAGGAAAUAUUUUUGGUAUCCUACUGAUGAUUUCCUGACAUGAUGGAAAGUAAAUUGUAUGUGAAAAAUGAGCCGGGACUCGAAGGGCAAUCACCAGUGGUAAUGCAGGGAAAUCUUCCUCCACCUUCGCAAUCAGUACCAUCGCAGCAGGAUGAGGGACUUCUGCCACGAAUAUGUUUUGUUUGCGGCACAUUGAGUCACAAUGAGCAGUAUUGGCUGCGAGUGAAACAAGCGCCGGGUUCAGCGCCGAACGAGCCGUUUUUUCCAUUUUUGGAGACACACGAUCCGCCGGUCGGCUAUCGUGGUGAGGGUGUAAGAAGCGGCGCCAUCAAGGCCUGCAGUCUCUGUUAUACUCUAUUGCUGCAGCAAUGGGACAGUUAUGAGCGCGAUGCGAGGCCUCAUAAUCAGCGGAUCUAUUGGCUGAAGCGAUGUGACGGUGGACCGUUCACGGGGGCGGAAAUGGCCCUUCAGGGCGAAUAUGCGGCGCAAAUUCUUGGCUUGACUAAUGAGCAGACAACAGCGGCGGCAGGAGCGACUUCGGGACAACAACAGACGAGACAGGAGAGUGGUGUACGGCCUGUGGGUAUUUCACCACGUUUGCCGACAAAUUCACCAUCGCCGAGAAUUGAAACGACGAAUAGAAUUCAGCAGCAGCAGCAACAACAGCAGCAGCAGGCGAAUUCGGUGGAACUUGCGAGGCCGCAGCAACAGCAGCAGCAUUUGAAUACGAGCGAGAGUGCAGCAGCGAGACACAUUGAACAGACGAGGCUCACCAUGGAGUCGCCACAUCAGAAAUUACAAUCACCUCAUCAAAGACUGCAAAGUCCACGACAACACAAUGUUGUCGAGGAAUCGAGAAUUUCCAAUGAGGCUGCACUUGACUUGCGGCACGCACCGAGAAAUUCACCUGUACCGCAACCCACUCUACCACCUCAACCGCAAGCAAUCUACAGUUGUGGUUCUUCAUCAAGCAGUGGUACAGACAUUUUGGAUUUGUCAAUGCCUGACAAAAAUUCAGUGACCGAAGUUUGCUACGUGUGUGGAGAUGAAUUCAAAAGAGGUUCACUUAGUCACAUAGCGGCAAAGCCAUUGCCAAGCCAACCCCAUCCUUCUUCCAGUCCACCGCCAUUUUUUUCCUCGCUUAUGCUACAUCCGAGACCGAGCAGGAGUAGGCCAAUGGAUAGUGCUGGUCGUGUACAGGCCUGUUCGGCGUGUCAGAAUCAUCUUUUACAACAGUGGAAGAAUUAUAAUCGUCAGGGUGUUCCACAUAAUGAUCGCGAUUAUGCUCUACGUAAACGGCAGGCGCCAACAAUGGACACGACAACAUUUAUUUGCUACACUUGCGCUUUGGAAUAUCCUUCAUCCAGUAUUAGAUUACUCUAUUGUUGUCCGAAUCCAGAGAAAGAGGCAUAUUUUCCAUUUAUUUGUUCACUAAGGCCACCGCCUGGCGCGAGUCCCAUUAGUCCUCAGGGAAUGGUUCAAGUUUGCUCGAUUUGUUAUAAAGCCAUUCCUCAAAAGCAUCAAGUUUUUGGCGGUGAAAAUCAUGAGCCGCAAGCUGUUGUUCAAACAACCGAAUUCAGGCAACAAGGACCGUCUCCUCGACCUGCCGUUGCAAAAUCGCCGGCAAAUUCAGCGACUGGCAGCGAUAUAAGAUUUAAACCAUACGACUUAAACAAAUCAUCGAGUAAAUCGCGUACGGCAAGUGUUAAGGGUGCGAGUACAAGUCAACGGAAUUCGCCUAAUAAUGGUCCAGCAGAAAAUGGCACAGUUGCUCUCGGUCAAAAUUACAGAUGUUACAUUUGUGAGAGACUCUAUCCACGCACUCACAUGGAAUGGUUAUCAACGAGUCCGGAAGGAAUGAAUUCACAUGCGAUGCAUUUUCCAUGUUUGAGAAGUAUGGUUCGAACUUCGGAAAAUGCCUGUAUGGACAGUCAUGGAAGGGUAUUGGCGUGCAGUCAUUGCGUUAAUCAUUUGGCGCAACAGUGGGAAAAUAUGGACGCCGAAAGAGUUCCUUUAGAACGUCGAAGAUACGAUAUUCCUAGUCCUCAUCCAAAUGGCGAUGUGAGCCGCUCAAUAGCAACGCCGCCAAGUUCAAGUUCAGAGAGAACAUUCGGCAGCAAUCCUGGGACAUCGAGCAGUUCAAUUUAUUGUUUCUUGUGUGGCUUACACAGCGAUCUUACGCUCGCUCGUGUGCUGUAUGGACGACCGCAGGGACGUAAUGCGCCAUUCUUCCCCGAACUAUUACGCCAUCAAUCGCCAACAAACGCGGAACAAUUGCGCGAAGAUGGCUCGGCACUCGUUUGUACAUUUUGCUACCAUACACUAUUGGCGCAAUGGCGUCGCUAUGAAUCGUUGACUGGCUCGCAACAAGUUAAUCCACAAGACCGACAAUACAACACACACGAUUAUUGUUGUUACGUGUGUGGAAUCACAACAUACAGAAAACGAGUACGCGCACUGCCUGUUAAAGAUUUUCCAUUUUUGAGGUAUCAUCGACAGCCGGACAAGAGUUUGCUGCUGGAGAAUGGCGAUUUUGCCGUUGUUUGCCUGGAUUGCUAUGAGACAUUGAGAACGCAGAGUCUUGAAUAUGAACGAUGGGGUUUGCCUGUUGAGAAGCGUGAAUAUAAUUGGAUUGUUCAACCGCCGCCGCCUGAAGAUAGUCCUGAAGCUGCGAUCGCCAGAUUGCCGUCUGGUGAACGUUCGGAGAAAGUGGUACCGUCGACAUUAACCGUGAAGCCAGUUAGGAAAAAUUGUUCGCCAAAAGCGCCAGAGAAGAAGCCGCCUGUAAAAAUUCCAGAAAAAGAUCAAGGUUAGUGAUUUGAAUUUUUUUUCAAU